AUGGAACAGUUGAAUAGCCUGGAAAAAAGUCUCCCGCCAGAGGGGCCUGUGAACGACCAGAACAUCGAUAAGCUAAACCGCCAGGUUACACAAGAAUUCAAAAUAGCCGCCAAUGCAGUGACCAGUCUGUACCGAUUGUCGUCGGAGAGAAGCUCGCUGAGUAGACACAUGGGGUACGUGGAGUGUUUGGGAGACGUUUUGGAGCUUUUGGACCAGGGUGUUUCGACACACGAGUUGGCCAAAUGGUGUGAGGACCGGAAACAAGAGAAAAGCGGGCACAACAGCGGCCCUGUGGACGAUUCCAGACGCUUUUCGAAGGGUUCUGAAAACACACACUGUGAUUCGGCGGCUGCGGCGAUGAUGACAAGUCCAACGUUCCGGCUAUCUAAACCAGUCAUGUCGGUGGAAAGAGCGCCCAGACGAUGUGUGAAGCCCGAGCUUACAGAGCGGUUUUUGCAGCAGCAACAACAGAGAGACAAACCGGACCGGAGAAGCAAGAAGAAGAGAACAAAGUGA
Messenger RNA from Lachancea sp. 'fantastica', 516 nucleotides. Lineage: Eukaryota; Fungi; Ascomycota; Saccharomycetes; Saccharomycetales; Saccharomycetaceae. The record is from the annotation of a GenBank genome assembly.